Syngnathoides biaculeatus (alligator pipefish) is the source of this 1383-nucleotide messenger RNA. It is a transcript of the gene srprb, whose product is annotated as SRP receptor subunit beta. Gene Ontology annotation, biological process: protein targeting to ER. The record is from RefSeq and is a predicted model, not a curated record. Gene Ontology annotation, molecular function: GTP binding. The coding region runs from base 18 to 923 and encodes 301 amino acids. Lineage: Eukaryota; Metazoa; Chordata; Actinopteri; Syngnathiformes; Syngnathidae. Gene Ontology annotation, cellular component: signal recognition particle receptor complex. The transcript has 7 exons.
CGCCGCCAACAGGUAAAAUGGCGUCAGUACAGAUCCUUCCGCCAAGAAGUAGACGUGUCCCAAGCAUACUGCUCACGUUUAACAAGCGUCAACGGGGAGUUCGAUUGAUGGAGGCGGACAUCACCGGCAACAUGGAAGGGAAAACGGACGCGGGCAUCUCACUGGAGCCUUACAUCGAGGCAGUGCGCCAGCAGCUGGAAGACCAGGACCCGCUUUUCCUCAUCGGGGUCCUCGUGGCUUUGGCUGUUGUGAUCAUCACUUGUGUUUUCCUCAAGUACUUUCUAACUAGUAAAACCGUCCAAAGUGCGGUGUUGCUAGUCGGGUUGUGCGAUGCGGGCAAGACUCUUCUCUUCAGCCGACUGCUGUCCGGGAAGUUCAAACGGACUCAGACCUCUGUUACAGACAGUAGUGCUCCCUAUAAAGUGAAAAAUGAUAGGAACACCAUCUGGACUCUGAUAGACCUACCAGGUCAUGACAGUCUACGGCCACAAUAUUUGGAAAAGUUCAAAACCGCAGCCAGAGCCAUUGUGUUUGUGGUGGACAGCGCCAUUUUCCAAAAGGAAGUCAGAGACGUCGCCGAGUUCCUGUACGUUUUGCUGACCGACGCAGUACUCUGCAAGAAUGCCCCCACGGUUCUUGUGGCAUGCAACAAGCAAGAUAUCACCAUGGCAAAAUCAGCCAAACUGAUUCAGCAGCAGCUUGAAAAGGAGCUGAAUACAUUACGGGUGACUCGCUCGGCGGCUCUCAGCUCACAGGACGGCUCGGCGUGUGGAAGCGUGUACCUGGGCAAGAAAGGCAAGGACUUUGAGUUCAGCCAGCUGCCCAUGAAAGUGGAAUUCCUGGAGUGCAGCGCCCGCGGGGCCAAAGGGGAAGAGGGCGACGCCGACAUCCAGACCUUAGAGAGCAGCCUAGCUAAACUGUAAAAGAAAAGUGAAGAUCUCGUUGGCAGCCACCAUCCACACGGAAAACAUAAUCUCGCAACACUUGUAAGGAUGACCACCCAAAGAUUCUAUCAAGUCCAGUUAGACUGGGAAGGUCCAAUUUGCUUGGAGGAGAAUCAUGGAAUGACUACUUGCUUUGCAGCGCAAAUGUAGUCGAGAACAUCAUGCUUUAACAUGACAAUAAGACAAGUACAGUACUGAUACAUUUGCUGUAUUGCAAACAAAUUGUGGACAGCCUAAAGAAAUCACGGGUGGAUACGCUUGUCCUUUCCUUAUCGAUGGAAAGAUUUGCCUUUUUAUUCUGACAUGUUUUAGAGUAGUAUGAAUAUGUGGGAUUGUUGUGAAGAAUUUGUAACGACUGGUAGUUUACAAAAGCAUUUUCUUAGUUGUUGUACAAAAUGACAAUACGGUCUAGAUAGAAUCAAAUAAACCUCAAAGAGCA